Messenger RNA from Chelonia mydas (Green sea turtle), 1402 nucleotides. RefSeq names its product palladin-like. Lineage: Eukaryota; Metazoa; Chordata; Testudines; Cheloniidae. Bases 344 to 1402 code for a protein of 352 amino acids. The transcript is spliced from 2 exons. The record is from RefSeq and is a predicted model, not a curated record.
GGAACAUUUCAACAUUAAUUUCCUUGAGUUUCUAAGCACCAAGUACACAGAACUUGUUGUGGCUUCCAGGGCUAACGUCCCUUCUGCUGGAAUUCCAGAUAGUGGCAGUCUGCUGAAAUAUGAGUUCAGUUACCAAAUAUAGAUGAGUGCGGUAAGAAUACAUAGUCACAGAGGACAGAUGUAAUUCAUAGGCCACAGUCGCCUCGAUGCUUACUCAGGACCAAGCAAUCAUUUUUGAAUAGUUAAAGCAACUUUCAGCUUUCUUAAACAAAGAAGAAAAAAGCAGCCUUUCCUGAAAUUAAUUAUAUGUGAGACUCUUCAAACUGGCCUAACAAAUAUAAGCAUGCAAGACAGAAGGCGUGAGCAGGUGGUGUCUCUACCCUUAAUGCUGAAGGAGGCUUACUCAGCAGAGAAAAGAGCCCACGAGGGUUACUCUGAAAACAUGUCAGAGGCUUCCUCCUUUCAUGAUUUUUUUUAUGAUUCCCUAUCAGGCAUACAGGAUGGAGAGGUUUCAAAUGAGCUAUCUGCAUUUCUCAGCAAGGAGGAGAUAAGUAAAAGCCUUGACCUUGCCAGAGAAGCUAUUGCUAAUUCAGUGAAGGAGAAUCAGAAUGUAGAACAGGAGUUCACUCAUCAUUUCAACACUUCUCCAAACUCAUCAGAAUAUGCUUCUUCUAGGAAGGCCAAAGACCAUGAACAAGAUGUUUUGGGGAGGCUUCAGGUGAGCAGCCCAAAUUCACUAUUCAGCACAGCUCAAACUCUCCCAGAGCAACAGAAACAGCAACCACCCAUGUCCCCUCAGGCAGCAAGCAGCAUUUGCACUGUCCCUGGGAGGCAAGGCAGCAUCUCGCCCUCACUAACAGCUAGCCCCAGCUUUAUUCGGAGUCUAAGAAAUGCAGAGAGAUGUAGUCCAAAUACGCAAAAGACAAGCCCAAAAUCCAAAUCAAUGUCCCAGGGAGAUGCUCCUUUCAGGAACAAGCUGUGUGACAAGGCUGCCAUGUUCAUUGAAGAACUUUCUUCCAUAUUUAGAGAAGCAGCAAAGGCAAGAGGCAGGAGUCCCAGUGGGGACUCCUCUUCUCCAGACAGUGGAUACCUGUCUCCUAAAAAGAAACAGUCAGCCAUGAUAAAUGCUUCAGUGAAUCAGAGCCCUGUCAAAGCAUAUCCAGAGACCAAACCUGAAGCAAAGUUACCUGAGACUCACCACAAUGGAGAGCCCUUCCCUGACAGGCAGAAUGUCAUUCAAGAAAGUGGAACUGCCUUCCACCAUGAGCUCACCAAUCCGAGUAGCUAUCCGUCUUCAGCUCCUCGAUUUACCCAGAAACUCAGGAGCCAGGAAGUGGCUGAAGGAAGCAAGGUGCUGCUGGAGUGCAGAGUGGCUGGAAACCCAACACCUCAUGUCAGGUAG